This is a messenger RNA of Elgaria multicarinata webbii, 1785 nucleotides long. RefSeq names its product Spi-1 proto-oncogene (gene SPI1). Gene Ontology annotation, molecular function: DNA-binding transcription factor activity, RNA polymerase II-specific; sequence-specific DNA binding. The transcript is spliced from 5 exons. The record is from RefSeq and is a predicted model, not a curated record. Gene Ontology annotation, cellular component: nucleus. NCBI's taxonomy places the organism in Eukaryota, Metazoa, Chordata, Lepidosauria, Squamata, Anguidae. The coding region runs from base 229 to 1056 and encodes 275 amino acids. Gene Ontology annotation, biological process: cell differentiation; regulation of transcription by RNA polymerase II.
CAGGAACUUCAGAUACGUCUAAGGGAAGAGCUCACCUUUAGAACUCUUGAGGGAAAGUAUGAAAACUAAUUAGGGUCCUUCUUGUUUUGGGGUCAAUCACUGCAAAGGGUCUUCAAGGAAGAUCAGGAUUUUUGCUUUAAUUUAUUAUGUAUUUUUCUUUUGUUUGAUGUCUUUUUAAAAAGCCGGAUAAUUGGAAUUAGAAAAUUAGUUCACGAAGAAGUUGACUGAAUGUUGCAAGCUUGCAAAAUGGAAGGAUUUCCCCUCAUUUCCCCUCCCUCUGAAGAUCUGAUACCUUAUGAAUCAGACAUCUACCGACCAUCCCAUGACAGUUACCAGUAUCUCAACAGUGAUGCAGAUAGUCACGGUGCAGGUGAAUUGCUUUUAUCUCCGUCAGAGCACUACUGGGAAUAUCACCCCCAUCACCUGCACACUGAGUUUGAGAACUUUGGAGACAACCACUUUGCAGAGCUCCAAAGCGUCCAGCCACCUCAGCUGCAGCAGCUCUACCGGCAUAUGGAGAUUGAACAGAUGCACGUCCUUGAUUCUGGGAUCCCCGUCACCCACCUUGGGCUCAACCAUAGCCACCAGGUUACCUUUGUGCCUCGCAUGUGUGUGUACCCCUCUCAUCAGCGCAGUUCUGAUGAAGAAGAUCUAGAGAGACAGAGCCCCCCAUUGGAAGUGUCAGAUGGGGAGACUGAUAUCGGGGAUCCCGUUCCUGGAAUGAUAAGUGGAGAAGCAGGCAGUAAGAAGAAAAUCCGACUUUACCAGUUUCUUCUUGACCUGCUUCGGAGCGGAGAUAUGAAGGAUAGCAUCUGGUGGGUGGAUAAGGAGAAAGGCACGUUCCAGUUCUCCUCCAAACACAAAGAGGCACUGGCUCAUCGCUGGGGCAUUCAGAAAGGCAACCGCAAGAAAAUGACCUACCAGAAGAUGGCACGGGCAUUGCGAAAUUAUGGGAAGACUGGGGAGGUCAAGAAAGUCAAGAAGAAGCUGACGUACCAGUUUAGUGGAGAGGUGAUGGGAAGGAGCAACAUUGAUAGAAAGCACUAUUCUCUUUGAGCAAGAGCGCCAAGUCCUGAAAAGCCAAAUCAUUUUGACACGUGGGUUGGAGUUAGCAGCAGAGUUUUUGAACACCUCUUUUACUAUGCGUCCCACACCCUCAUGCCUUUCCACAUCCAAUGUCUCUGGUACGAAUUCCCUUCUUCAGCGUUGAAAAUUCCAACAGGUUUUCUUUGCUUCUAUACAACAAGCUGGACACAGUAGGGAUUUUGUGUUGUUGUUUUUUUAAAGAAAGGAAUUUCCCCCCCCCCCCAGAAAGUAUUUGAUUGUGCUGUGAUUAAACCAUGCAGCAGACACGGGGGGUGGGGGGUGGAGGGGGUGGGGGGGGUUGGUCUUCACAGGCAUUACCGUUUCACCUUCAAAGGUUCUGCCUUAGCUUACAGCUUUUAAACCAGCAUUAAUACAGGCUCUGCUAUAUUUCUCCAUGGCUAGAGAGAAGUUUGCAGAUCUUGGAAAUAUAUCUUACUGUGCAAAUAUUAAUAACAUGUAAAUAUUUAAUAAAGUCAGGUAUAAUGAAGGCAUAUUCUUUCUAUUAAUCCAGUGGCUCAUGAGUGAAUCUAGGAAACACUGAGUGCAUUAACUGGUUUAAACUGGUUUAAACACCUGGGGACUUUUCUACACAAAGCAUUUAUUGCGCACUCAACAUGCCCUACUCAUCGUUGUUUAUUAUGGGUUCUUUAAACAACAUUGUGACCCUCCAGUUUUGCGUCUGUUUGUAAACAGUACUUU